Molecule: messenger RNA, 3686 nt
Organism: Labrus bergylta (ballan wrasse)
Lineage: Eukaryota; Metazoa; Chordata; Actinopteri; Labriformes; Labridae
Gene: tmem229b
Product: transmembrane protein 229B
Source: RefSeq, a predicted model, not a curated record
CUGCUGCUGCAGUGAAGUAAAAUGUGUCAAUUUCCAAGCGGACAGCAGAGACACCGUGGAGGAGAAGCCGGGGACAGCCGACGAGCCGCAGACUACCAGCGCUACAUCCUGGUUGACCUGACCGGGUGAUGUGCUCUAUCCGCCAGCCUGUGUGCUGAGGGAGACACCGCAGUGCUCAAUCUGAAGCUGCGUCUAAUUUCCAAAGGACAGAAUAAAACUGUGUGAAAGCAAGAUGGUGACCUCGGAUACCCCAGAGGCUCCAGUACCGCUGACGGUACUGUCCCGCUGGUACCUCUACGCCAUCCACGGCUACUUCUGCGAGGUCAUGUUCACAGCCGCCUGGGAAUUCGUGGUCAACUGCAACUGGAAGUUCCCCGGGGUGACCAGCGUGUGGGCGCUCUUCAUCUACGGCACCUGCAUCCUCAUAGUGGAGCAGAUGUACCUGAAGCUGCGUGGCCACUGCCCCGUGCUGCUGCGCUGCAUCAUCUACACUUUAUGGACGUACCUGUGGGAGUUUGGCACGGGGCUGCUGCUGCGCCAGUUCAACGCCUGCCCCUGGGACUACUCCGAGUUCCGCUACAACUUCAAGGGACUGAUCACGGCCGAGUACGCCGUGCCCUGGUUUUGCGCCUCCUUUAUCGUGGAGCGCUUUGUUAUUAGCAAAACGCUGCGACUGCGCUUCCACGAGGGGCCCGAGGACGGCUGGUCAAAGAAGCCUUCGGAUGCUGGGGGUGGAGGAGGAGGGGCGGUGGGACCUGUCGGGGGUGGGAGGAGGAGAGAGAGGAGCAGAGAGAUGGGAAAUGAUGCUAACGGCUACUUAAAAGUAGAAUGAAGAAGAAGAAGAAGAGGAAUAAAACACUCGAAAACCAGCCCAAUUUCUGCUAAACCUCCUCCACCGUCCUCAGCCACUUUUCAUUAACUUCUCCCCAUCAUCUGUUGUGAUGGGAAGACGAAAACAGCCAGCCAGCCAGACAUGCAGACUCGGCUGGUGUGCAGAGGAGUACAGAGCAUCAGAACAGCCGGAAAGUAGAAUUGGGUCUUUAAAAACACCCAAAUCACUCUCUGUGCUCUCUACGGUCACCAGAGGCCCGAUAACUCCAUGCUGCUGCAUUUGCUGCAUCGCAUAACACCCCCACCCGUCCCCAUUUGCCGUUGACCUUGAGGAGAUCAGUUUCCUGAAUGGCCGAGAUUACUCUCUCCAUUUCUCCUAUCCCACAGACUGCAAUAAACUCGGGAUUAACAACAAAUAGUUGCAGAGAUUAGCGUUAUCACCCUUGCAGAGGAACAGACAGUAAUAUUUCUGCUUUUCAAGGGCACCUCGAGCUGCCUGAAAGCAGAAAGUUUGCUGCGUAGAAGUCAACAAGAAAAAGUAGCCGCAGCUGUUCUUUCUAAAAAAAAAUGUACAUAAUGUCCUUAAGUAUUAUCCAAAAGUACUGUAGUAAUGUAGCUAUGAAGAGCUCUUAAAGAACAUACGGCCCAUCCUAAAGGCGGUGCUCCAUGUGUCUGCUAACACCAUGAAGAAUGUUUUCCCACUGUCAGUGAAUACCCACAAUGCCUGGUACAUAAUAAGCAUGAAAAAAAUUGUCUUCCUAUGUAAAAUACAUUUAUACAGAGCUCAUUCAGCCCCAUCCUCGACGUCGCGUGAGUCAGUCUGCUGCUUGUGCGUGAAGGACAACAGUGAAUCAUAGAUAGUAGUCCUCCUCCUGACAGCAUGUUGAAGUGUCUUCCAGUUAGACACCGAACCUCAAACUGCUCCUGGUGAGCAGGUCACAGCGUUGCAUGGCAGCUUCUCCGCCCAUCAGCGUGUGAAUGGGUUUGUAUGUGUGUGUGUGAAGGCACUAUAUAAAUGUAGUCCAUUUACAAUAACAGCAGGGGCCGCUUCACUGUUCAUGGCAAUGAUUGUGAAUCAUGAGCAGAAACUUAAAGCAUCAAUCCUGUCAGUUAUUUGUUUUUAUAGUUUUCCAGAAAAUAUGUCAUGACUCACUCUGUGUGUGUGUGUGUGUGUGCAUGUCCUUUGAUGUGUGCUACGGAUGUUGUGUCAGAUCUGCCUGGGUCACAUAAGCCUACUUUCAUUCACUUGAUCAUUUCUGACAAACUGGACACUGUACAUGAGAGAUUUUUUUCACAUGGCUGCUUCACAAGAUCAAAGAAUCUUUUAUCUGUGAUGAAAUACUACUGAGUUUUCUGCUGCAGGUAUACUACAAGUGACAACAGUAGUCAAUUUUAAUUGAGAGAGAUUUGACAUUUUGUACUUGGAAAUUGCAGGAAAAGUGUCACAAGUUUUGUCCAUCAGAGAAUUUCUCGGAGUACUGUCACAUUUUGACCUGAUUUUAAUGUUUGGAAUUUUUAUUUUUUUUCUAAAAAGCAGGAAAUAUGCAGCAUAUGUGAUUUAUGAAUGAGGAAACCCUCCUUUUCUGCUACGUUAGCCAUAAUUGAUUUGGUUUGUGUUUUGAAUGUUGACCUCUAUUGUAUUGCAAUUAAGCCUUCUGAGACGGGCUUCAAAAUGGUUUGAAUUGCGCUCUAUACUCAUGUUAAAUUUUAAUAUAACUGUUAUAACGCACUAAUUACAAAAGAAAUAUGACAGUUAAUGUAGUAUUUGAAUUAAUUGUCUUUAAAGGUCUUAAUGUCCACACAUCUGGUACUCCAUGCAGGUGAAAAUACAAACGUUCAAAUGUUGUCCAUGUGGAUCAUAUUACUUCCUCUAAUCUUAAAGAUCAAGACUGUAUACUCUCCUACUUCAUGCAAAAAUCAACAGACAGUAAAUCUUUUCAGGCUGACAGUUUGUCAUGGUGCUACUUGAUCAAGCAUGCAAACAAGACAGACACUUUUACAGUGGUAUGACGUUACUAGUGGAUUGACUGGAAACAUGAAAUGGAAAUCUGUGGUUACUGAAAAGUAUUGAUCUGGAGAUCCAUAUUAAUAAGGACUUCUCUAUUUCAACUGUUGAUAGAAAAACUGAAAAAAAGAGAUGGAAGUCCAUCUUCAACACUACUAGACUGAAGCUGUUCCACAUGAUGCAUAAAUUGCUGCCACCUAGUGGAAAAACUGAAAAUUGCAAGAACAUAAAUUCCUUACGAUGCUAAAGAAAAUAUUUUUUUCUGUUAAUACUAUUUUCUAAUUACAUUUUGGUAUGCAUAUGUUUUAUCCAUACAUGAAUCUACAGGCUUAAAAGCAAUAGAGGCUUCUGAGCCAGCAACAAUACCCAGCUCAAGGCCGUUAGCUUUGUUCUCUUAAUAUAAAAACAAAAUCUACUGAACUACAUUAUGAGAACUAGUAUGCAGCCAAUGUCUGUAUCUAGUUCUUCUGCUUUGAUGAGACAAAAUACAAGAAAAUGCAAGAAGUUUAUUUGUUCUCUGCAAUAUGUGAAAGGGGGUGUAAUAGGUGAGUGUGUAUAGUGUGUUUUACAGAGACACCUCUGUGAGUGUAUGUGCAUGUUAAGUAUGUUAAAACUGAACUGAUUCUCUUGUAUUUUUACCUUGAGACUGCAUGUCCUAACAUUUUCAAUUUAUUCUCCCAAUUGAUUUUUUUGCCCAAGUGAUUAUUCGCCCCACCUACUGUAAUGGAUGCCUUUUUAAUCAAAUGUGCAGGUUUUUAGUGAAAUGACUGUACUGUAUAUCACUCACUUUGAUUAUGUUCCAUGUAUGUUUUAUCACAUUUUGGGAUUAAAUGUAUUUAUUUGAACAUAA